Messenger RNA from Rhopalosiphum maidis (corn leaf aphid), 2023 nucleotides. RefSeq names its product N6-adenosine-methyltransferase catalytic subunit-like. Gene Ontology annotation, molecular function: mRNA m(6)A methyltransferase activity; mRNA (2'-O-methyladenosine-N6-)-methyltransferase activity. NCBI's taxonomy places the organism in Eukaryota, Metazoa, Arthropoda, Insecta, Hemiptera, Aphididae. The record is from RefSeq and is a predicted model, not a curated record. Bases 276 to 1928 code for a protein of 550 amino acids. The transcript is spliced from 12 exons. Gene Ontology annotation, cellular component: RNA N6-methyladenosine methyltransferase complex; nucleus.
UUCAAAAUUCAACGUUUAUUUUAUUCACUUUAGUACUUGAGUAUUUUACUAUUAAUUAUUAUAUAAAUCCGACUAUUAUUUUAAAACAUGAUCUGUUAAUGUUUCUUUGUCGUUAAAACUGAAUAAAUAAUGAAAAAUAAAAAUACUCGAUUUAAAAUAAAAAUUGUUUACUACAACUAAAUGUACUAUUUUAUACGGUGUGUACAGUAAUAUUAUGAUAAUACUGUAGUUGAUUCAAUAAUUUUGGUUGUGAUUACGAUUUAAAUGAUUCAAUCAUGUCGGAUGCCUGGCAAGAAAUUCAAGCUGUGAAGAGCAAACGAAAUUCGCUGCGAGAAAAACUUCAGAAGAGAAAAAUCGAACGGCAGGUUAUUCUAAAUGAAACGCCUGACAAAAUUGUUCCUAGGGAAUCUUUAGCACCAAGCACGAGUAAUGCAGAAAAUGAAUCAGAUUUUGAUUGGAGCAAAGUAGGCGGUGAACGUGUAUUACUUGAAAUACUUGUUGAUCUAUCAGUUAAUCUUCCAAUUACAUCUCAUCAAUUAGUGACUGAUCUUUUAAAAAAAGAGUCUACCUACAUAUCACAUUCAUCUGUUGUUAAUUUGCUGUACAAAUUUGCUGCACAAAAUCUUAUAAGUUUAAAAAAUAUUACAAUUGAUGGCCAGCAAGGUUUGAAAAUAUUAACAGCCGAACAUGCAAAAUUACUUGCAAUGACUAAUAGUUUAUCAUCAGAGAUUGAUUCAAACUUACAUCUUGAAAAAUCUCGCUUGUUGAUAGAAGAUAAAAUCAAACGGCUUGAAUAUGAAGAAAUUGAUGAGUGUUUAAAAAAUUCAAAAGUACCAAAGUUGUCAAUUGAUUAUAAAAAGUCUGAUGAGUCUGAUGAUGAUAUAAUGUCUCUUAUUUCAAUGCCUUCGAUUAGAGAAAAAGAAAUAAAAAAAGUUAGUGAAGAAAUAAUGGAACUGCUUACCAAACAAACAGUUAAAGAAAAAUCUUUGUGUGAAAAGUUUCGGUCUAAAGGAGGAACGCAUGUUAUGGAAUUUUGUCCACACGGUACUCGAUCAGAUUGCAUGGAGGGGCAUGUUUGUAAAAAGCUUCAUUUCAAAAAAAUUAUCCAAAUGCAUACCGACGAAACUUUAGGUGAUUGCUCUUUUCUAAACACUUGUUUUCACAUGGAUACUUGUAAAUAUGUUCACUAUGCAGUUGACGGUGUAACUAGUAAAGUGAAUUUAGUAAACGCUCUUAAUAGUUUUCCAUCAAAAAAAGAAUUAAUUAAUGAUAAGUCUGAAUUGCUACCAUGUCAGUGGAUUCAGUGCGAUUUGAGGUAUAUGGAUUUCACUUUUUUAGGAAAAUUUGCCGUUAUUAUGGCUGAUCCACCAUGGGAUAUUCAUAUGGAACUUCCUUAUGGCACAUUAUCUGAUGAUGAAAUGCGGCGAUUGGGUAUUCCACAGUUGCAGGAUGAAGGACUCAUAUUUUUAUGGGUCACUGGGCGAGCCAUGGAGCUCGGUAGAGAAUGUCUAAAAUUAUGGGGUUAUGAACGAGUAGACGAAAUAAUUUGGGUAAAAACCAACCAAUUACAAAGGAUUAUAAGGACCGGCCGAACAGGUCACUGGCUGAAUCACGGCAAAGAACAUUGUUUGGUGGGCAAGAAAGGCAACCCAUCCAGUUUGAACUGUGGUUUGGAUUGCGAUGUGAUAGUUGCCGAAGUCCGAGACACUAGUCACAAACCAGAUGAAAUAUAUGGUAUUAUAGAACGAUUGUCACCCUUUACUAGGAAAAUUGAGUUAUUUGGACGAUCUCAUAAUAUUCAACCCAACUGGAUAACACUUGGAAACCAGGUAGAAGGUAUAAGGCUAACUGAUCAAGAUCUCAUAACAAAAUUUAGAAAAGCAUACCCAUCUGGAAAUUGCUUGACGACAUUAAAGAGGAAUACAUGAGUUAGAUUAUAUUAUUAUUGUUGUUGCUGUUGUAUAAAUUCAUUAAAUGUUGUAACAAUUUGUAAUAAAACAAAUAUCAGUUUUCAGUUGUUUUA